AUGGCUUUCGCUACAACAUCUGCGCUAGACGCUCUGGGAUUUUGCGCUCUGACAGGCGCCGUCGGCUGUUUGCUCUUGCUCUUGCACGCGUUUGCACCUGCGUCCGCAUGGGCGCGCAAGUCGCGGGAUGUCGUAUACUUCAAGAUCUUUCGCACAUCAGCCAUCGUGUUGAACACCUUCGAGACCGCUAGGGACCUUCUGGACAAACGGAGUGCGAUAUACUCCGACCGACCGCGACUAGUCCUGUUGAUGGAGCUACUUGGCGUGCGCACCCUGCCUGGAAUUCCGUACGGGGAAAGGUUCCGCAAGCGCCGAAAGUGGAUGUUCGACGCCGCGGGUUAUAAGCCAACGCUCCGCGGGUACCACGACAUCCAGCGCAGGGAAGUGCGCAGGCUUUUGCUGAAAUUCGCUCGGCGGCCGGAGGACUUCAAGGAGCAUGUACAUCUCUACCUAGCAGGAGUACUGUUGGAGAUCACAUUCGGCCGGUCUGUGGAGACUGUCGACGACGAGCUCGUGUAUCUGGCCGAGCGGGCGAUGAGUGGGGCAAACCACGCAGGCAGACCCGGGUCCGUUCCCGUCGACUUCAUCCCGAUACUGAAACACAUACCGAGUUGGCUCCCCGGCUUCAGCUUCAAGCGGAAUGCCGCUGUCGUGCGCAGACAUGUUGAAGAAUACCUGGAUGCGGGCUACAAUGCCGUGACUUCGGCCAUCGCGGCCGGAGAUGGAGCUCCGUGCAUAUUUCGCUCGGUUUUGGCCGAAUACGGCGGCAAGCCGACGCCAGCUGAGGCCGACGAGAUCAAGGGCCUCGCCGUCGAUGUGUACGGGGCCGUCCCUCAUCGUGUCAUGAAGGAUGACCACUAUCAAGAGUACGAUAUCCCCGCAGGCUGCAUGAUAAUCCCGAACAUAUGGGCGAUGUCACGCGACACAAGAUACUUUCCAGAGCCGGAAGAGUUCCGCCCGGAGCGCCAUCUCGGCUUAGAUGCAAAGGAGGGAAACUACGUGCUCCCCAGUAGCUUUGUGUUCGGAUUCGGACGCAGGUCUUGUCCAGGACAAGCUCUUGCAGACGCCAGUAUAUGGCUCGCGAUCGCGAGCAUUAUCGCGCUGUUUGACAUCUUGACGCCCGUCGACAAAAGAGGGAAGGAGUACACGCCUCCUGCAAAGUUCACGUCGGCUUUCUCGAGGAUCGUCCCGCGAUGCGACAGCGCAGUUAGCAUGCUGGAUCAACUGGAUGCGGGAUUCAUUGACGCCGCUUGA
Messenger RNA from Trametes versicolor FP-101664 SS1, 1254 nucleotides. RefSeq names its product cytochrome P450. The coding region runs from base 1 to 1254 and encodes 417 amino acids. The record is from RefSeq and is a predicted model, not a curated record. Lineage: Eukaryota; Fungi; Basidiomycota; Agaricomycetes; Polyporales; Polyporaceae. The transcript has 10 exons. Gene Ontology annotation, molecular function: heme binding; monooxygenase activity; oxidoreductase activity, acting on paired donors, with incorporation or reduction of molecular oxygen.